This is a messenger RNA of Heterobasidion irregulare TC 32-1, 1152 nucleotides long. RefSeq lists its product as uncharacterized. Lineage: Eukaryota; Fungi; Basidiomycota; Agaricomycetes; Russulales; Bondarzewiaceae. The record is from RefSeq and is a predicted model, not a curated record. The coding region runs from base 1 to 1152 and encodes 383 amino acids. The transcript has 3 exons.
AUGCAAGUGAGCCUGUCAGCUCGGUGCCCCACUGAUUUCAUCCCUACCAGCAGCUCUACUCUAACUGGUUCAAUAUCCCUGCCCACUGGUCCUAUCCUUGCCAGCAGUGGUUCUUUGACGUCACAGGACAACGGUGGAACCCCCCCUACAUCAACAUCAAACCCUCCAUCCGCUGUAACGUCAAGCAAUCCAUCAUCGUCCACGAGUCAAACUACCAGUAUUAGCAGUGUGGACAUGACCACCACACCAUCAACGCGCAGUUCUUCCUCACCUAAUGAAAAUGAGACAUCAAACCGGGCGACCAGCACAUCGCAAGAUAGCACGGCUGUGCAUGAGACAUCGCCUUCUCAGACGUCUCCCGUGUUCACGACGAGCAGGUCUUCAGGCACAGUCGCACAUGUUGGGGAGAGUUCAUUCAAUAUGCCGACCACGACUGGGGGCACUACCUCUGCGAUCAGUACAGGUUCGCCACAUGUCCAACUAGUUGAGAUCAUUGUCCCUGUCUUUUCAUUUCUCUUUUUCCUAUUUCUGGUCAUAUACCUCUACAUCAAACGUUGUCGUCGCAUCCGAGCAGAAAAACGCUCAUCCUUACUUGUGUUUACUCGAGGAGACAGGCGAUUGACACCUACGAGCCAUACUUCGCUAACUGCAUCAAUGGCCGACGCAGGGAACAAUACCCAGGUUGGCGAUUGGCGCCCCGAGAUGUCUUUUGCACCAUCAUCGCCUAUCCCACCUGCGCGCUCAUCCGUGCGCUCACCCCAGUCAGACUACCUCCGGUCCCAUACACUGACCUCGCCAACGCACUUUCCGUCACUUUUCAUGGAGGAGUCUGACCUCCAGCACCUCGUCGCAGAUUCACAUUCUAUGACAUUUAAGCAUGAGGGUAUGUCAAGGGUGUCUUAUACGGAUGAAAGCUCGACAACGGAAAGGGUCUACCUGGAGCCGUCUGCCAGUAUAGAUCUGUCCUCAGAUGCGCCGGCGUUGAUACCAUCCCGCAAAGAGGAGGACAGGCUGAGCAGGGUCAGCUUAGAAAUAUCAUUUCACAGAGAGCUAGAAUCAGCGGUGGGUAUAAUAAGAAAUAGUUCCUGUUUUGUCGCACUUGAUCGUCUUCCUGACCUUGAUGCUAUUCCACAGGUUGGGGUGGCGAAUUAG